CGCCGCCUCCGCCUCUCCCGCCGCCAUGUCGGACUAUAGCGCGGGCGGGCCGCCGCCGCCCUCUGCGGGGCCGCCGGGCGCGGGCGGAGGAGCUGGAGCGACCGGGCCGCCUAGUCAGGCAGGUGGAGGAGGCGCUGGUGGGGCCGGGCAGGCUGGGGGAGCGGCGGGUCCCGGGCCCGGCGGGAUCCGGAAAGACGCCUUCGCCGACGCGGUACAACGCGCCCGGCAGAUAGCGGCUAAAAUUGGGGGGGACUCAGCCACAACGGUGAACAACUCUACCCCUGACUUUGGAUUUGGUGGUCAGAAGAGACAGCUGGAAGAUGGAGACCAGCCGGAGAGCAAGAAGCUAGCUGCUCAGCCGGAGCCUUUGCCACCGCCCCCUCAACUUGGACCGAUUCAUCCACCCCCCAGGUCUACAGUGACUGAAGAGUACAGAGUACCUGAUGGCAUGGUGGGACUCAUCAUAGGCAGAGGUGGGGAACAGAUCAACAAAAUACAGCAGGACUCCGGAUGCAAAGUACAGAUCUCGCCAGACAGCGGAGGAUUGCCAGAGCGGAGUGUGUCUCUGACAGGAUCCCCAGAAUCGGUCCAGAAGGCGAAAAUGAUGCUCGACGACAUUGUGUCUCGAGGGCGCGGAGGGCCCCCUGGCCAGUUUCAUGACAACGCCAACGGGCAGAAUGGCACAGUACAGGAAAUCAUGAUCCCAGCAGGAAAAGCAGGCCUGGUGAUCGGCAAGGGAGGGGAGACCAUUAAACAGUUGCAGGAGCGAGCGGGAGUGAAAAUGAUUUUAAUUCAGGACGGUUCACAAAACACAAAUGUAGAUAAGCCCCUUCGGAUAAUCGGUGACCCCUACAAAGUACAGCAAGCCUGCGAAAUGGUCAUGGACAUCUUACGAGAACGGGACCAGGGAGGCUUCGGUGACCGAAACGAGUACGGUUCAAGGAUUGGCGGAGGAAUAGAUGUCCCUGUGCCCAGGCAUUCCGUCGGCGUGGUUAUUGGGCGUAGCGGAGAAAUGAUUAAGAAAAUACAAAACGACGCUGGAGUUCGGAUACAGUUCAAGCAAGACGAUGGGACAGGCCCUGAGAAGAUUGCCCAUAUUAUGGGUCCCCCGGACAGAUGUGAACAUGCUGCCAGAAUCAUCAAUGACCUCCUCCAGAGUCUCCGGAGCGGGCCCCCAGGGCCCCCGGGCCCAGGAAUGCCUCCCGGAGGCCGUGGCCGUGGCCGAGGCCAGGGUAAUUGGGGGCCUCCCGGAGGAGAGAUGACCUUCUCGAUCCCCACCCACAAGUGCGGACUGGUUAUCGGCAGAGGAGGAGAGAACGUCAAGGCCAUCAACCAGCAGACAGGCGCCUUCGUGGAAAUCUCUCGGCAGCUGCCACCCAACGGGGACCCCAACUUCAAACUGUUCAUCAUCCGGGGCUCGCCUCAGCAAAUCGACCACGCCAAGCAGCUUAUCGAGGAGAAAAUCGAGGGCCCGCUCUGUCCAGUAGGCCCAGGGCCUGGGCCUGGGGGGCCUCCCGGGCCAGCACCAAUGGGCCCCUUCAACCCUGGGCCUUUCAACCAAGGGCCGCCCACAGCACCCCCCCACCCAGGUGGGCCGCCGCCUCCACAAUACCCACCCCAAGGCUGGGGGAAUGCCUACCCCCAGUGGCAGCCGCCUGCCCCUCAUGACCCAAGUAAAGCGGCAGCAGCGGACCCCAACGCGGCUUGGGCGGCUUAUUAUUCGCACUACUACCAGCAGCCUCCCGGUCCGGUCCCGGGAGCGCCGCCCGCCCCCGCAGCGCCGCCCGUGCAAGGAGAACCACCACAGCCACCCCCCACUGGCCAGUCAGACUACACUAAAGCCUGGGAGGAGUAUUAUAAAAAGCUAGGCCAGCAGCCCCAGCAGCCUGGAGCCCCACCGCAGCAGGACUACACGAAAGCUUGGGAAGAGUACUAUAAGAAGCAGGCUCAGGUAGCUACAGGGGCAGCGGGGCCGGCAGCGCCCCCGGGCCCUCAGCCGGACUACAGCGCGGCCUGGGCAGAAUACUACAGACAACAAGCUGCCUACUACGGACAGACGCCCGGGGCCGGGGGCCCAGUGCCGCCUCCCACGCAGCAGGGACAGCAGGCUCAGUGAGUUGAAUGUGAACCUCCCCAUCUCUGAGAAUCUUUUUGUUUUUGGGACGAGAGGUGGCCACUGCAGGAAGCGACGGGGUGGGAAGGGAGCCGGCCUGUUGCUCUGAUUUGCUGGGCUUCUUCGGGGAAUCGUGGCCAACGCCGCCUUCAAGUCUCUUAAAGUAAAAUCCAAAAUCUCCAACCCCCCUAAUGUUGAGCCAGCAGCCGUAGAAGAUAGCCGACUAAAAAAACCGCUGCCGCCAGACCCCCACCCUGCCUGACACACACCUCAGUUUUCAGGGUAACACUUCCUCCUUUUUUCUUUCUGUUUCGUUAAAAAAAAACAAAAAAACUUUACAAGGAAAAGUCACUCUGCUUUUUAGUUAGAGUUGGAACAUUCCUCGGACAAAGGUGUUGGUGUUUCAGACGAACCUUCCCCCACCCUUCCAUUUCUCCACUGCUGGGACUGAUCUGUCGUGUUUUUUUGUCUGUUCAAGAGGAGAUUGAAACAAACAAUUGUAUGCUCAGUUUUUACUUUUUACCGCUCGUUUUUAACUUCACAAAUAAAUGAUAACAAAAAACAUCCCCCCUGUGUCUGCCGGGUGGUGUCUGUCUUUCUCUCUCUCUCUCUCUCUCUGUCCAUAGGGUUUUUUGAAGCUGAUGUUUGUUCACAAUAUAGCUGUUGUAAAAGCCUGAAUAAUGGUCAUGAAUUUAAAAGAGCUUCCUGUGUUUUUAUAGUUUGAGCAGGCAUUGUGCAUUUUUGUUGAAUAAAAUGCUUUUUUGUUUUAAA
Euleptes europaea (tarantolino) is the source of this 2884-nucleotide messenger RNA. It is a transcript of the gene KHSRP, whose product is annotated as KH-type splicing regulatory protein. Gene Ontology annotation, molecular function: mRNA binding. The record is from RefSeq and is a predicted model, not a curated record. Gene Ontology annotation, biological process: regulation of DNA-templated transcription. Gene Ontology annotation, cellular component: cytoplasm; nucleus. Lineage: Eukaryota; Metazoa; Chordata; Lepidosauria; Squamata; Sphaerodactylidae. The transcript is spliced from 20 exons. Bases 26 to 2116 code for a protein of 696 amino acids.